Molecule: messenger RNA, 959 nt
Organism: Trichomonas vaginalis G3
Lineage: Eukaryota; Parabasalia; Trichomonadida; Trichomonadidae
Product: protein of unknown function, DUF4106 family
Exons: 1
Source: RefSeq, a predicted model, not a curated record
AUGACUCAGCACCAAAUCGGAUAUAAUUUCAAACCUGGAAAAUACAAGCUCGCAAAGGGAUAUGAUUUAAUAGCAUAUCAUCCAAAUGACAUGAACGAAUUUACUCCGAGAUAUUUGGUGUCAGAGAUAAAUGAUAAAGAUAAUUCAACUAUCUUCAUGAAACGCGUAAAAAAUAGAGACGGAACGAAAGAACAAAGGCUUAUGAAUGCGGAUGACUUAAAUAGGGAACUUGUUGAAAACGGUCUCGGAAUAUAUGAAAUGCCAGCAGAUGAGGUACAAGAAACUCCACAGGAAGAACUAGUUCAGAUACAACCAGACAUGGAAGAAAUAGUUCAGCAACAACAGCUAGAAGAGCCUGAAGGAAACGAACAAGUCCCUCCUUUGGAAACUAACUUCACAGAACUAGAUGAAGAUUUGGAACAGCCGAAAAAUCUUGACCCUCAACAAGAGUAUGCGGAGAAUAUGGAAUCUUUCCAAGAGUCUAAGAAAAAUUCGGCUGACAUAGUAGAAGAAUAUCGAAAAAUGUUCGCCGACAUACAAAAGACUCCAACAUCAGAUGAAAAUAUUCAGCAUAGAAUGGAAGUACUGAAAGAAAGUGUACGCAAAUACAACAAUCCUUUUUACUUACGAGCAUAUAACGUUCAAUCUUUGGAUGAACUCGGUGAAAAUAAAAGGUUAAAUUUCAACAAAACAUAUAGAAAUGAAACAUUGUUUAAAGUUCAUUCAGAACCUAACCAAUAUGGAAACAAACCUACUUUUGUUUCUGCAGACUAUGGAACUACAAUGAGAUGGGGUCAUAAAGCUAAUCCAGAUAGGUGGUUCAUAAACUUACAACCACAAUUCCAAGAAGUUGUAGACGCAAUGGAAGUCAAUGGUGAACCAGAUAUAGCUGGUAUUUUCAGCGCGGCUUUAAUGCCAUUGAAAGAUAUGAAAGAUGCAGAUAUUUUGAACCAGUAUGA